Messenger RNA from Aspergillus wentii DTO 134E9, 1507 nucleotides. RefSeq names its product arylamine N-acetyltransferase family protein. NCBI's taxonomy places the organism in Eukaryota, Fungi, Ascomycota, Eurotiomycetes, Eurotiales, Aspergillaceae. The record is from RefSeq and is a predicted model, not a curated record. The transcript is spliced from 4 exons. Gene Ontology annotation, molecular function: acetyltransferase activity. Bases 201 to 1145 code for a protein of 314 amino acids.
GGAGAACCGUGGAUGAAAGGACAGUUGGAGAUGAUGAAUCACAUACAACAUCCUCACGGAAGAAAUCUCAACGUUGAUAAAAAUUGUUACAAAUGCUUUGUAAUUAUAUUUAUUGCCCCGCCGUAGAGUCAAAAUUCUUCAGUGUCAAACUACCCUCUUCGGCAACCUCAGAUACAUCAGUUGCACUGAAUUUCUUCAGAAUGACACCAACAUACACACCAGAACAGCUAGAACAGUACCUCCUGCGUAUUCAAUACUCCUCCGACUCCACCAUCCACUCCCGGCUGCAGCAUCUCCAACAAUGCGUCCAGAAAGACCCACUGGCAUCAAUCGCGGAGCUGCAAAGACGACACCUCAGCACAAUACCAUGGGGGAACUCGGGCCUGCAUUAUUCUCCACAUCAUUCCAUCUCGACGCAUCCGGAGCACGUGUUUGAGAAGUUGGUCGUGCGACGUCUGGAUGGAUAUUGCAUGGAGACGACGAAUCUUCUCCUUGGGGUUCUGCGGUCAUUGGGGUAUCAGGUUUAUUCCACUGGGGGGAGAGUGAGCCAUGCAGCAGCUAUGGGAGUAGCUAACGGGCUGUAUCUGGCAUUAGGACAUAUGCUACUCAUAGUAACUAUCGAGGGCCGGAAAUAUAUGGUUGACGUCGGAUUUGGCAGUAACUGUGCUACGAGACCCCUUCCACUCGAGGAGAAUGCAGUCGCUACCUUUAUUGCACCCGGGGAGAUGCGGUUGAUCAAAGAUAGCAUCCCCGAGCUCACCGACAAGAGCCAGAGGCUUUGGAUAUACCAGGUCCGGUACACCCCAGAAAGCGAGUGGAUCCCCCAGAUUUGUUUCUCAGAAGUCGAGUUUCUACCCCAAGACUUUGCGGUGCUCAACUUCUUUACAAGCCAGAACCCUGUCAGCUGGUUUACGCAGAGCUUUGUAUGCGCGAGGAUGAUUCUGGAUGGGAGUGGAAACGACAUUCAAGGACAGUAUAUCAUGUGGGGAAACGAUGUGAAAAUGAGGGUGCGUGGGCAGUCGGAAGUUCUGCAAACGCUCAAAACCGAAGAAGACCGGAUCCAAGCUUUGGCAAGGUGGUUUGAUAUGCGCUUCCGCGAAGAUGAGAUCCUGGCAAUCCGGGGAACGAUAUCUGAGAUAGUAUAGACGGGUUUUUGUUUGACGCUCAAGACUACCUUGACCAUUUCGGCUCUGUUUGAUAAUAUAAUACAAAACAGUGUUCCUUCAGAAAGAGCCAAUGGCGUGGAUAUUUAUCUUAGAAAUGCAAGUGAACAGCGGGAGAAAACAUAGUAACACGUCGAUUUAAUUUAAAAGAUCCGUUUUUCAAGCUUCCAUGGGUUGCUGACUUCGAAUCCCUUGGGGGCCUCUGCGUUUCCUGACUGAGCCCUAAAUGCCCCUGUGAUCCUCUGGUCUCUCUCCAUCACUGUUGAUUAGAAUCAGUCGUUAGUCUUUGAAUAUCCAGGCGAGAAAAAGGGUCGGCGGUCGUCGUUGGGUGCUAUAUCACAUAC